Molecule: messenger RNA, 2768 nt
Organism: Musa acuminata AAA Group (dessert banana)
Lineage: Eukaryota; Viridiplantae; Streptophyta; Magnoliopsida; Zingiberales; Musaceae
Product: receptor-like protein kinase ANXUR1
Exons: 1
Coding region: 83-2674 (863 amino acids)
Biological process (GO): protein phosphorylation
Molecular function (GO): ATP binding; transmembrane receptor protein tyrosine kinase activity
Source: RefSeq, a predicted model, not a curated record
AGGAGAAGAAACGCUCUAUGUUCUCCUCUGUUCUACACGGACUGAUGCAAUCCGAUAGAAGCACCACCAGAACGCGCCACCCAUGAGUUCCCAGUACCACCAUCUCUCCUUCCUUCUCGUCUCCCUGUGCCUCGUUCUUUCCUCCUCUGCUGCCUCUUACGUCCCCUCCGAUUCGAUUCUCCUGAACUGUGGUUCUUCCUCGGAGGCCACCGACUCAGACGGUAGGAAAUGGAUAGCUGACUCGCCGACGUCGACGUCUAGCCUCGUCUCGAAGAACUCCAACCCGGCCACCGCCGUGUAUCAGGACCCGUCUCUCCCUUCGGCGGUCCCUUACAUGUCUGCGCGGAUCUUCGCGUCGGAAUCAACCUAUAAGUUCGCCGUCAACAAGACCGAGCGGCACUGGGUGCGUCUCCACUUCUAUCCCUCCACCUACGGCGACCACGCCCCGAAUAACUCGUACUUCGCGGUCUCCACCUCCGACGGCGUCACCCUUCUCAAGAACUUUAGUGCGUACAUCACCGCCAAGGCCCUCACGCAGGCCUACAUCGUGAAGGAGUUCUCCAUCCCGCCGGCCUCCGACGGCAGUCUAAGCCUCACCUUCACGCCAUCGAACGACCACAAUGGUUCCUUCGCCUUCGUCAAUGGCAUCGAGAUCAUAUCGAUGCCGGCUAUCUACAGCGAGCCGGCGGAAUUGGUGGGCUUCUCCGAUCAGAAUGUCGAGGUUGGGGAUUCUGCUUUGCUCACGAUGUACAGGCUCAACGUCGGAGGGCAGUACUUGCCGGCGAGCAACGAUUCCGGCCUUAGCCGGACUUGGUACGACGACUCUCCCUACAUCUAUGGUGCUGGGUUCGGUGUCACCUCCUCGGCAAGCGGCAAACUCGAGAUAAAGUAUCCGAAGGAUACGGCGGAGUACCUUGCCCCCACUGACGUCUACAGCACUGCUAGGUCGAUGGGUCCUGAUCCGAAGGUCAACAUGAACUUUAAUCUCACUUGGAUCUUCCAAGUCGAUGGCAACUUCACCUAUCUCGUCAGGCUCCACUUUUGCGAGUUCCAGAUGAGCAAGAUCAAUCAGAGGGUCUUCGAUAUCUUCAUCAACAAUCAAACUGCACAAGCUCAAGCAGAUGUGAUUGCGUGGACUUCUGCAAAGGCCGUGCCGACCUACAAGGACUAUGCGGCGUACGUGACCGAUGGCGCCGGCGAUGAGCAGCUGUGGGUGGCGUUGCACCCUUCGGCGGCGGCAAAGCCCGAGUAUUACGACUCUGUUCUGAAUGGUUUGGAGAUCUUUAAGCUGAACGAUGGUGUCGGGAACUUGGCAGGACCCAAUCCUGAGCCGUCUGCGUUGCUCGCCGAAGCCGAACUGAGCACAGAGCAACCUAGCUUCGCAUCCGAAUCCAGUAGGAAGGUGCACAUGAUAGGCAGUGCGGCAGGUGGAGUUGCAGCAGCCAGCGUCGCCCUUGCCAUUUGUGCCGUGGCCUAUCGGCGCAAGAAGGGGAUGACUGGAGAUGAGUUCGGUGGUGGUGGCGCAGGUUGGUUGCCUCUCUACGGUGGCAAUUCUCGUUCGUCAGCUGGCAACUCAACGAUCUCCGGCAAGAGCUGCGCGAGCAGCCACCUGGCUAACUUGGCGGCGAUCUGCAGGCAUUUCUCCUUCGCUGAGAUCAAGAAGGCAACCAAGAACUUCGACGAGUCGCUCGUUAUAGGAGUUGGGGGAUUCGGGAAAGUAUACAAAGGAACCGUAGACGGGGGAACCAAAGUGGCGAUCAAGCGAUCGAACCCAUCGUCGGAGCAGGGCGUCAACGAGUUCCAAACUGAGAUCGAGAUGCUCUCGAAGCUGCGGCACAAACAUCUGGUCUCCCUCAUCGGAUUCUGCGAAGAGAACGGCGAGAUGAUCUUGGUUUACGACUACAUGGCACAUGGGACUCUCAGGGAGCACCUUUACAAGAGCAACAAGCCGCCAUUGCCAUGGAAACAGAGGCUGGAGAUAUGCAUCGGAUCUGCAAGGGGACUUCACUACCUCCACACCGGUGCCAAGUACACGAUCAUUCACAGGGACGUCAAGACCACCAACAUUCUACUGGACGAGCAUUGGGUCGCCAAGGUUUCGGACUUCGGGCUGUCGAAGACCGGCCCCACGAUGAACCAGUCUCACGUGAGCACGAUGGUGAAGGGGAGCUUCGGGUACUUGGACCCCGAGUACUUCCGGAGGCAGCAACUGACCGAGAAGUCCGACGUCUACUCCUUCGGUGUCGUCCUCUUCGAGGUGCUGUGCGCGAGGGCAGCACUGAAUCCAAGCCUCCCGAGGGAGCAGGUCAGUCUUGCGGACUGGGCACUGCAAUGCCAAAAGAGAGGAGUUCUGGCAGACAUCAUCGACCCCCAGCUCGAAGGAAAGAUCGGCCGUGAGUGCUUGCACAAGUUUGCAGAGACUGCCGAGACGUGCCUCUUGGAUCAUGGAGUCGAUCGGCCUUCCAUGGGGAACGUGCUGUGGAACCUCGAGUUCGCGCUUCAACUGCAAGAAAGCUUCGAAAGCGGGGAACCCGUUCCAGAGGAGAUGGCAGACAAAGCUGCAGCGGUCGGCAAUGGCGUUGCCCUUGCUGCAGUGAGUGAGGUGAGCGAUGACACAGACGGGCAGAGCACGGUUGCAGUCUUCUCGCAGCUCAUUAAUCCAGUGGGGAGAUGAAAACUUCCUCCUCCUGCUUCAUUCAAUCAGUGAAAACCCUAUCAAACUACUAGUCGACAUGUAGCAGCAUUAGGCUGGUGAAAGAUGACCUCCU